GUUCCCCUGCGCAAGAGAAUCGCCGCAGCAACCACUUCCAAACUCGAGCGGCAACACAUCGCCAUGAGCAACCCCUUCGAAGACCCUUCCGUUCGCAUGGCAGCUACAUCCCCAGAAGGUGCCGCAAAGAAGCUACCCAUUCCACAAAAACAAUCGUCUUUCAAGGCAGCUCCAGUCGCGCCUGCUCAUGCUAGCGUCAUCAACCCUGCGCAAGUCGGUAACAGCGCUCCGCCCCCCGGAACGCCCAAGACUGCUGCUGAAAACCUCAUGGAAGAAGUUGGCUCGUCGAUCAAGAAGACUGACUCAGCCAAGAUUCUCCGAGUGAUGCAAACUAUCAACAUUAUCCUUGCCGCACUGACUGUGACCGCUGGCAUCUUGUCAUGGGUCGCCGGCUACGUUGUGGACUUCCAGACGUUCAUUGCAUCCUCCUACAUCAUUACGUUUGGGUUGUUGCUGCUUGGGUUUGAGCUGCGCACGGCCACCCUCGACGUCCUCCUCCGAGCCAAUUUUGGGUUCAUGUAUGGCUACAAGACCCGCACGAUCUUCCUCCUAUUCAUCGCCAUCUGGCCGCUGUCUAUGGGGACGUACUGGGUCACAAUCCUUGACGCGGUUCUGCUCUUCCUGAACGCGUUCUUCAACUACUUUGUGAUUUCGAGCCAUCCCGCGUUCUCGGGCGAGGCGCCGCCCGCAUACGACGCCACGCGUGUCUCGUUGGGCACAACAGCCACCACGCUCGGCAUCGUUGCCCCAGCCGACCAGGCCGGUUCGCAGGUCUAACUUUCCACCGUUUAAAGAUGAUGAUUCAUGUGCAGAGAUCAGACGCACGUGCAGCACAGUUCCACUCACUGCGAUGAUGAUAACAUCGAACGACGGUCCAUGGAGAUGCGCAGUGCAAGUAGGCUCACCUAGAACCGGCAGCUCGUGCAAAGUCCUCGUUGACGGAAAGAUAAGGUUCUAUUUGUUCUCGCACGAAUUUAAAUCAACAGGUCGUCGCCGUUGGUGUGGAAGACCGCCGAGACGACCACAAAAAACGUGACGCUCCAUGCCAACGCACGGCGUUGAGGGGUGAACGUCGACGACAGGGCGGCCGUCGUGCGCUCGUACAAGGUCUAGCCAGGCAUAAGAUGAAAACAAC
Messenger RNA from Aphanomyces invadans, 1135 nucleotides. RefSeq lists its product as hypothetical. NCBI's taxonomy places the organism in Eukaryota, Oomycota, Saprolegniomycetes, Saprolegniales, Verrucalvaceae. The transcript is spliced from 6 exons. The record is from RefSeq and is a predicted model, not a curated record. Bases 64 to 777 code for a protein of 237 amino acids.